AGGAGCAGGCGGGGUGGUGGGGGCUGCAUCAGCGGCAGGAGCGGGUUGGAGACCAAAGAGCGGGAGUAUCCCUGAUCAUCUUCCGCGGCUGCCUUGAGCCGGAGUGACGGCGGCGCCAGAGGCCAGCGCUGCUGCUGUUGCUGCUGCAGGAAACGUGGCGGGUGUUUCUCCGCAGAGGCGGAUCAGAAACGUGGGUCGUGGCUUGUGGCUGGGCGCUUUGGCGAAAGAGAGAGGAAUCCCUUGGCGCAAACAUGCUGCUGCCUCGCCCUUUGAUGAAUGCCACCCCUUCCCCCUGGAUCGCUCCCUUGGGCCAGAAGGCACGUCCAUCAUCACAGGACCAUGAAUCCAAGAAAAGCACAGUCCCCGUGUCGGAGUGGACGCAAAAGCUGACUUGGUUGCUCAUGCCAAAGCAAAAUUGUGACUUGGGAGAGGAAAAAUGAGGUGAAACCCAGCAGAGGAUUUUUUAGUGAUGCCUGAAGGGGAAAAAGAGAGCACAGAUUAAAAACUGGAGCACAAUUUAAGAAUAUAAAUGGAUAACCUGAUUUUUAAACAAAGGAUGCCAAAAAAAAUGGAGAAAGUAAAAGAAAGCCUGUGCCCUCCACGCAGCAAAAGCUUCACUUCUGAACCAAUUAUUAAACCUCUGUGGGAAAUGCAAACAGGUGAAAAAUUAUAUGAAUGUAUGCACUGUGGAAAAAACUUUAGUGAGAGAGGAAAUCUUAUUAUACACCACAGAACCCACACUGGGGAGAAACCACAUAAAUGCCUGGAGUGUGGAAAGUGCUUCAGCCAGAGUGGGCAACUUACUAUGCACCAUCGAAUCCACACUGGGGAAAAACCACAUAAAUGCUGGGAGUGUGGAAAGAACUUCAGCAUGAGUGCAGAUCUUAAUAAACACCAUAGAACCCACACUGGGGAGAAACCACAUAAAUGCUUGGAGUGUGGAAAGUGCUUCAGCCAGAGUGGACAUCUUACUACACACCAUAGAACCCACACUGGGGAGAAACCACAUCAAUGUUUGGAGUGCGGAAAGUGCUUCAGCCAGAGUGUACAACUUACUAUACACCAUCGAAUCCACACUGGGGAGAAACCACAUAAAUGCUGGGACUGUGGAAAAAGCUUCAGCAGGAGUGCAGAUCUUAGUAAACACCAUAGAACCCACACUGGGGAGAAACCGCAUAACUGCUUCGAGUGUGGAAAGAGCUUCAGCACCAGUGGACAACUUACUAUACAUCACAGAACCCACACUGGAGAGAAACCACAUAAAUGUUUGGAGUGCGGAAAAAGUUUCAGCCAGAGUGGAGAUCUUACUAUACAUCAUAGAACCCACAUUGGAGAGAAACCGCAUAAAUGUUUUGAGUGUGGAAAGAGCUUCAGCACAAGGGGAGAUCUUACUAUACAUCACAGAACCCACACUGGGGAGAAACCGCAUAAAUGCUUUGAGUGCCGAAAGAGCUUCAGCACGAAGGGAAAUCUUAGUAAACACCAUAGAACCCACACUGGGGAGAAACCACAUAAAUGUUUCGAGUGUGGAAAGAACUUCAGCAGGAGCGAACAUCUUACUAUACAUCACAGAACCCACACAGGAGAGAAACCGCAUAAAUGUGUGGAGUGUGGAAAGAGCUUCAGCAUGAGUGGAGAUCUUAAUAAACACCAUAGAACCCACACUGGGGAGAAACCACAUAAAUGCUUGGAGUGUGGAAAGAGCUUCAGCUCAAGGGGCAAUCUUGAUAAACACUAUAGAACCCACACUGGGGAGAAACCAUAUAAAUGUUUGGAGUGUGGAAAGUGCUUCAGCCAGAGUGGAAACCUUGCUGUACACCAUAGAACCCACACUGGAAGAAUGAAGGCACAUCUUACUGCGCAUGUGCAAACUGAAAAUCAUGAAACUGCAGAAAAGCCCAAAAAUCUCCCUCCAUUUGUGAAAUAUAAACCAUUCUGAGAUUUCUGCUUCUGUUUUCUCUUGCUUUCCUCUGAAUGGAUUUAUAGAUGUGUUUUGUAUCGGUGUUAUGAAUAAAUGUUCAAAUAGA
Molecule: messenger RNA, 2027 nt
Organism: Hemicordylus capensis (graceful crag lizard)
Lineage: Eukaryota; Metazoa; Chordata; Lepidosauria; Squamata; Cordylidae
Product: zinc finger protein 664-like
Exons: 3
Coding region: 530-1939 (469 amino acids)
Biological process (GO): negative regulation of transcription by RNA polymerase II
Molecular function (GO): DNA-binding transcription repressor activity, RNA polymerase II-specific
Source: RefSeq, a predicted model, not a curated record